This is a messenger RNA of Drosophila subpulchrella, 1264 nucleotides long. It is a transcript of the gene Or65c, whose product is annotated as putative odorant receptor 65b. Bases 5 to 1237 code for a protein of 410 amino acids. Gene Ontology annotation, biological process: sensory perception of smell; detection of chemical stimulus involved in sensory perception of smell. The record is from RefSeq and is a predicted model, not a curated record. The transcript has 5 exons. Gene Ontology annotation, cellular component: plasma membrane. Lineage: Eukaryota; Metazoa; Arthropoda; Insecta; Diptera; Drosophilidae. Gene Ontology annotation, molecular function: olfactory receptor activity; odorant binding.
CGGAAUGGACUUACGUGGAAAUUUAAAUCGUUUUCUGAUAUUUUAUAUCGAUGGAUGGAAGGUUUUUCGGGAUCCUCAACUGGAGUCCAGGCAUUCUCCUGUAUACUUUUGGAGGGAACAGAUGAAGGCAAUGUUGUUUUACACAACCUCUGAGGAACGUCUAUUACCCUAUCGAUCCUUUUGGCAUACUUUUAUGAUUAUCAAAUCUUGCGUAUUUUUCGCUUCAAUGUGGUACGGCUUAACGGAAUCAAUUGGAGACAAUGUUCAAGUGGGUCGUGAUCUUGCUUUCAUCAUAGGGAUAUCUUAUAUUAUUUUUAAGAUGUUUUACUUUCUGUGGUAUGGUGAUGCUCUUGACGAGGUGGUCAAUGACCUGGAGACAUUUCACCCUUGGGCGCAGAAGGGUCCUUUUACAGUAGACUAUCGAACUGGCAAGCGCUGGUACUUCUUGAUGUCGUUUGUUGUAUCGACGUCCUGGGCGCUCUUCUUGGUUAUUUUUCUCGGACUACUUAUAACAUCACCAAUGUGGGUCCAGCAGCAGAACCUCCCCUUUCACGUGGCUUUUCCAUUUCAAUGGCACGACAGGUCGACUCACCCCAUAACCCACGCCAUAAUCUAUUUGUUUCAGUGUUACUUUGGGACGUAUUGUCUAACUUGGCUGUUGUGCAUGGAGGGGCUUUCAGUAUGCAUUUACUUGGAACUUACCUUCGCCAUCGAAGUUCUAUGCCUCGAGCUUCGAUACCUACACCAAAGAUGCGAUGGCAAUGAGCAGCUGAGAUUGGAGACGAAUCGCUUGGUCAGGUUCCAUCAGAAGAUUGUUGAGAUUUUAAAUCGUAUUAACGACGUUUUUCAUGGGACUCUUAUAAUGCAAAUGUGCGUUAACUUCUCCUUGGUCUCUCUAUCGGUUUUAGAGGCCAUGGAGGCCCGAAAAGAUCCCAAGGUGGUGGCUCAAUUCGCAGUCCUCAUGCUGCUCGCUUUGGGACAUCUGUCCAUGUGGUCCUACUUUGGAGAUUUGUUAUCCCAGACAUCGUUGAAAGUUUCGGAGGCUGCUUAUGAGGCAUAUGAUCCCACCAAAGGAUCCAAGGAAGUUUACAGAGACCUAUGCCUCAUAAUACGGCGCGCUCAGAAUCCCCUGAUCAUGAGAGCCAGUCCCUUUCCGUCAUUUAAUUUUAUAAACUACACAGCUAUACUCAACCAAUGCUUUGGAAUACUGACAUUUUUAUUAAACACCUUGGAUUAAGUAUUUACUUACCAUUAGAAGUUCCAC